UUAAAGUUUACGAAAAAGCAAGUGAAAACAAGUGUGAAAUUUGAUAGACGUCUUCUCAAAAAUGAUAGGUGUUCAUUUAAAUGUUAAAACUAACUACAUAUAAGUGUAAAAUACUAAUAUAUGAGUAGAUAAUUUUUAUACUAUUAAAAAAUAUUAUGUUAUUUCUAAUGAAAUAUAACCAAAAUGAGUAUAACCUUUUAGUUUCAUGAUAAACACGGGUUUAUACAAUUUAUUUCUUGUUACAAUCAGAUUUUGUUUGAUAUCACAGAAUGAACGCAAGUGCACCCAUUAAACCUCCACGUGGAAUUAAACCCACUAAAGAAACGAGCGGUUUACUAAUCUCAGUAAUACGAGCACUUUCUGCUUCUGAAACAAAUGAACAAAGAGAGAUUGAGAAAGCUAAAUUAGAAAAAGAAUAUAAGCGAAGUGAUCAAAGAUUAGACGAAUUAGUUUCAUUGCAUGAGCAAGAUCUUAUGGAGGUUAUGCAAAUAUUUAGUACUCUAUCUGAAAGAGUUACUGCAGCAAGAGAGAAAAUUCAUGCUGUAAAAGAAAAUUUAAAUGCUUGUAAACAGUUAUUAAGCUGUAAACGUGAGGAAUUACUUAAUUUAUGGCUAGAAGGAAUAGAACAUAAACAUGUACUACAACUUUUAGAAGAAGCAUCCACCUCGCCAGAAAAAUACAAUUUAGAAUAAAACAGUAUAAAAUACUAUUUUUAGAUAUUAAAGAAUUGAACGAGGGAAAUAAUUGUACAGUUAAAAUCUUUCUCCAUAUCAUCUACUUCAAUAAGAGUUUCCGUUAUACCUAUGUAUAAAAUUGAAGUAACAGUUAGUAGUUCAUCUACUUC
This is a messenger RNA of Vespa mandarinia (Asian giant hornet), 844 nucleotides long. RefSeq names its product exocyst complex component secretory 8 (gene Sec8). Gene Ontology annotation, cellular component: synapse; growth cone membrane; exocyst. Gene Ontology annotation, biological process: Golgi to plasma membrane transport; chemical synaptic transmission; exocytosis. NCBI's taxonomy places the organism in Eukaryota, Metazoa, Arthropoda, Insecta, Hymenoptera, Vespidae. The record is from RefSeq and is a predicted model, not a curated record.